Saccostrea cuccullata (small rock oyster) is the source of this 1338-nucleotide messenger RNA. RefSeq names its product heparanase-like. Gene Ontology annotation, molecular function: hydrolase activity, acting on glycosyl bonds. The coding region runs from base 34 to 1338 and encodes 434 amino acids. Lineage: Eukaryota; Metazoa; Mollusca; Bivalvia; Ostreida; Ostreidae. The transcript is spliced from 9 exons. Gene Ontology annotation, cellular component: extracellular matrix; membrane. The record is from RefSeq and is a predicted model, not a curated record.
AGAACCAGUGCUAGAACCAGUUGAAACAAGGCAAUGGAGAGGGUACUUUCACUUUAUUUUUUGUUACUGACGAUUUCAAACGGAUUUUCUUUACAGUUUAAUAUAUGUGUUAAUGUAAGCCAACCUUUGGCUAGAACAAGUAAACAAUUUGUGGGAAUAACUUUAAACAGUACAUUUGUGAAAGAAAACUGGAGAUAUUUUGAUCUACAAUCAAGGAGAAUACAGACAUUAGCCAAAGGUCUGGCACCAGCAUAUCUGAGAAUUGGGGGAACGGAUGCUGAUUUUGUCAUUUUUACUAAAUCAAAGUCGGAACUCAUCAAGGAGCAUGUUUAUCCAGAAUUUGAUCCUGUCAACUUCACCAUGUCAGAGUCAUCUUGGGACAGCAUUCACAGAUUUAUGGAGAAAGUUGGUUGGACAUUGGUUUUUGACCUCAAUUUACUCUAUCGCACCAGCGGCAAAUGGAACUCUUCAAAUGCAGAGGAUUUAAUAAAGUACACCGUCAAGAAAAACUACACAAUGGCAGGAUGGGAGCUUGGAAAUGAACCUGGUGAGUAUAUGAAGUUUGGAGUCAAUCUGACUGUUCAGGAGCUUGUCAAGGACUACCAGAAGUUAUCCAGCAUCCUGUCCAAAGCACCUGCCAAGGUCAGGGGUCACAUCUUAAUAGGGCCCAGUACUAUACCACUGGUUCAGACUCGUGUCAUAAAGUUUUUCAAUGAAUUUUUACAAUUAGGAGGUAGCAGUGCAGUAACAUCACCAAAUUUUCAUCAUUACUAUAUGGACCAAGCGAGUGCCUCCCUUAGAGACUUUAUUGACCCAGACAUACUUGAUGGACUUCAGGUAGAAAUUAACCAUGGAAAUGAUGCAACCAAAAAGUUUACCAAAGGGAAACAACUGUGGAUAGGGGAGACAAGCUCAGCUUGGGGAGGAGGAGCUAAGGGUCUGUCUGAUACUUAUGUGGCAGCUUUCAUGUGGCUGGAUAAACUUGGUCUUGCUGCAAAAAGUAAUGUUGGUGCUGUUAUACGGCAGACAUUUUAUGGAGCAAAUUAUGGACUGAUAGACCACAUCACCCAGGAACCAAAUCCUGACUAUUGGUUAACCUAUUUAUACAAAAAGCUGGUUGGAGAUUAUGUGUUCCAAACAACAUCAUCAGAUAAGGACAGGAGAGUGAGAUUUUAUUGCCACUGUGCUGCAGAUGGAUUUCCCCCAGGCAGCCUCACUCUGUAUGGCAUGAAUCUGUACAAUUCUAAUGUGACAGUACAACUGAACCAAGAGUUUGAUACCUCUCACAUGCUGGUUUAUCUGAUGUCACCUCCCAACAAUGAUCUCAAGUCUAAGUAA